This is a messenger RNA of Bombyx mori (domestic silkworm), 9778 nucleotides long. RefSeq names its product syntaxin-binding protein 5 (gene Tomosyn). Gene Ontology annotation, molecular function: GTPase activator activity; syntaxin binding; myosin II binding. The transcript is spliced from 26 exons. Gene Ontology annotation, cellular component: plasma membrane; cytoplasm; SNARE complex. The record is from RefSeq and is a predicted model, not a curated record. The coding region runs from base 527 to 4657 and encodes 1376 amino acids. Lineage: Eukaryota; Metazoa; Arthropoda; Insecta; Lepidoptera; Bombycidae. Gene Ontology annotation, biological process: regulation of protein secretion; regulation of exocytosis.
UGGUGACAGCUGAAAGGUGGCUCACGUCAGGCGUGUUGACAUAGUGAGCGCCUCCUGGUGGGCGCACGUGUUGCACUCGGUUAUCAGCUGUGUAUUUAAGUUCCGCAAGUUCACGUAUACAAAGUAUACUCGCAAUAUUUGUUCAUCUCUUUUCGCAUCGAGGCCGGGCGCAUCGAUUACGGGCCGCUAGCUCUUUCCGGCCAGUCGAGACCGGUCUCUGAACGACGGCGUAUCGUGAGUGCGCGUGUGCAUCGUUGGCUCCGGUAUCGAUCCCUCGGCGGAGCCGCAUUGCCGUACAUUCCGGAGGCGGUGCCUCGCCUAGUUUUCGUCGAUCGUCGGCGUGGCGGGCGCGUGUCGGCGUCGGCGACGGCCCGGGCGGCCUGCGCAGUGGAGACGACGCGUGCCAUCACUCGACUAUCCUUUCUUCCGCCAAAACCGGCUCGCUGUCCGCGGCGGACGGCUGUGAUGUAGCCGCGGCCGGCGCGAGCGGCUCUCGGACAAAGGAUCCGCGACUCGAAACUUCACGAUGAAGAAGUUCACGUUUAAGGGGGUUCUGGACGGGUUCCGCAGCUCCAUGCAGGCGGCUCCGCGGGGCACCGAGCAAGAGAUCCAGGAGACGCUGCGUCCUGAACACUUCCAAGUUAAAAAGACGUUCCGGCACGGGUUCCCGUUUUCCCCGACGGCUCUCGCCUGGGAUCCGAUACAGAAGCUGCUCGCCAUCGGGGACAAAACUGGAAACUUGAGAAUACUGGGCGGGCCGGGCGUCGACGCGCACGUGCGCCACGACGUCGGCGAGGCGGUGCUCCACGCCAAGUUCCUGAUCAACGAGGGGGCCCUCGUCACGGUCACGGCCGACGACCAGCUGCACCUCUGGACCUUCAGGCAGAAGUCGCCCCAGCGCCUGCAGUCCCUCAAAUUUCAGAGAGAAAGAGUGACCUGCCUGCAUCUGCCGCUGCAGUCGAAGUGGGUCCACGUCGGCACGGAGCGCGGCAACGUCCACGUCGUUAACGUGGAAACCUUCGCGCUCUCCGGAUACGUCAUCAAUUGGAACAAAGCCAUUGAAGUUACGAGAUCGAAUCACCCCGGGGCCGUUGUCGACAUCAGCGAGAAUCCACUUGACGCUAGUAAAUUACUGAUAGCUUUUGAAUCGGGUCUACUGGUGGUAUGGGACCUCCGCGCUCGCACCGCCGAGUGGCGGGGAGCCCUGGGGACCGGGGGGCCCGCCGACGGGGUCAGGGCCGCCGCCUGGCAACACGACGGUAAACUAAUGACUGCUCACAUCGACGGAGCCCUGGCGACAUGGACUACGAGGGGACCGAGACCUUCUUCCGUUUCUUAUCCUCAUGCGAAAGCAACCAAAGACGGUAAAUUGGAGACCUGCAAACCUAUACACAGACUUGAAUGGAAAACUUCAAAAACAGGUGAAAGCUUGGUGAUAUUCAGCGGUGGGUUGCCGACAGAUAAGGCCGGGAAAACGCACAGCAUCACAGUCCUCAACGGAAAGAGCACUACCGUGCUAGAGAUGGAGCAUAGCGUCGUUGACUUCGUAACCUUAUGCGAGACUCCCCACACUGCCGACUACCAAGAACCGUACGCGAUAGUGGUGCUGCUCCAGAACGACCUGGUGGUUAUAGACCUGCUGUCUCCAGGAUACCCCUGCUUCGAAAACCCCUACCCUAUGGACAUUCAUGAGUCUCCCGUCACAUGCUGUUCUUACUUCGCUGAUUGUCCCUCCGAUUUGAUCCCCGCGUUCUACUCAGUGGGCAGGCAGGGUAACAAGAAGGUAGCAGGGUUUAGUGAAAAGCUGUGGCCCAUCAACGGUGGAGAGUGGGCACCCGCCUCUUGCUCAUACAGCGAAAUUAUACUCACCGGGCACGCGGACGGUAGUGUCAAGUUCUGGGACGCGAGUGCGGGUACUUUACAGAUCUUGUACAAACUGAAAUGUUCUAAAGUGUUCGAGCGCGGGGGGGUGGCGGGCGGCGGGGCGGCGGGCGAGGAGAGCCCGGUGGCGGCGCAGCAGCUGGCGCUCUGUGCGGAGUCGCGGCGCCUCGCGGUGGCGCUCCCGCACGGACACGUGCUGCUCUUCAAGUUCCGCAAGACGGAGACGCACGGAGAGACACACGUUAUAGAAGUCCCUAUGAUCACGGACACGCUGGAAGAGGAAACGUCUCCGGAGGCCGAGGGCGGGAGGUCCAUGUCGUUCAGUCGAGGAGCGGACUCUGUAGAAGGAGAAAAUAGAAGGUCUGGCGUGUGGGGCGGCUGGUCGUCACUGCGCGUACGCGGCGCCAGCGGCACUGGGGGCGCGCGGCGUGCUGCGGGGUUCCAGCCCGCACUCGUGGCGCUGCAGCCCGGCCCGCCCCACGCCGUCACCGCACUCACGCUCAAUUCUUCCUACGGACUUAUGGCGUGGGGCGGGGAUCGCGGGGUGGUGGUGGUGGACAUGUCCCGGCGGUGCGUGGUGUCGGCGCUGUGCACGGCCGCGCUGUACCACGCGCCGCGACACACAGAGAGACAGCGGUCGCCCAGCCUCGACCAGGCGGAGGAGACGCCGCGGCCCUCGCCCGCGCUCAGCCCCGAGGCGCCUGAGGAGGCCGCACUGCCCCCGUUGCCGCUCGAGGAGAAACCUAAGCUCGAUCCGCGCCGGAAGUCCACCUCCUGGAAGAACUUCAACCUCAAGCGACAGCUCUCUAAGGUCGACCUCAAGUUCAAGGCCGCCUUUGCAGUUCCCACCGAGAACAACUUGGAAGAGACGGUCGCAGAAAAGAGCACUUCUCAAUUUUAUUGCGAAGCGACCGAUAAAACCGACGCCGCGGUCGAACCUAACGCGGAGUCACCUGAACUCGACGAUAACAAGACUGUAGUGAACGAAGAGGACAAGAGUCAACUAUCUUCACCGCUGCGGGUGUGCUCCGACGUGUUCGAAAGAAUGCAUAAGGAACUACAGGAAAAGAGGUCCUCUGAUGUUUAUGAUAGGAUGCACAAAGAGCUACAAGAACGGUGGAAGGACAAGGAAGCCAACGAACCUGCUGUCUCCCCCGACGUCUCUCCCGUUGUCGAAGAAGAGAAGGCAACGCGACCCGACAACCUACCUUUAUUCGAAGAAGACGGAAGGCCGACCAGACCGCCUCGCCAAAAGGGAAAGAUCAAAAAAGAGGAUGUCGAAAAGAAGGAUCAGCGAGACCAAAGGCUGCUGUCGGUGCCAAAUAUUAAGUACAGUAAGCAGGAGGGUGCGAAGGAGACGCGACGCAAGCAGCCCUCCAGCCAGCAGGCGUCGUUCGCCGGCAACCUGAUGCGGCGCUUUAGACAGUUAGUAGCGGCCCUGUGCCCGCACAGAGAAGCCGAGGGCCCGUCCGCCGAGCAGGUCGUCGAGCUGCCCCGCGCGCUGGACAAACUGGAUAGUUCGUUCUCCCGGUCUCGUUCGAGCAGCAUGUCAAGUCUGGAGAACAUAUCGCAGGAAGGCAUACAGUGCCUCGCCUUUGCCGACAGCUACACGAAGAAGUCUGAUCCGACUACGUUACUGCCAACAUUAUGGAUCGGCACAACAUUAGGGUCCGUGCUCACCAUGAUGAUCAGCCUGCCGGAGGCCGACCUGAGGCACACGCAGCCGGUAGUCGUCUCCACAAGUGGAGGUCCCAUAUUUAGAUUAAGAGGUUCCAUACUGACGAUGUCAUUCCUCGACUGCAAUGGUGCUUUAAUUCCUUAUUCAUAUGAAAGUUGGAAAGACGACAGUAAAGAUGUUCGUGAGCGUCGGGAACGAACACCCACUAAGCAGAGUUCUUCAAGUAGUGGCAGUAGAAUGAGCCCGACUCCCGGCCCCACGGAGUGCUCCUCCACAGUGGGCGACAGGCAGUUCGUAGUGAUCGCCUCCGAGAAGCAGGCCAGGGUGGUGGCCUUGCCCAGUCAAAACUGUGUUUAUAGACAACAAAUUGUUGAAACUGAUUUUAUCGUUAAAGCUGAAAUCGUUAGCUUGAAAGAUAGUGUUUGCUUGGUCAAUUACUUGUCAACCGGGCACCUGGCGGCGUACAGUCUGCCCUCACUGCGGCCUCUCAUCGACGUCGACUUCCUCCCUCUCACCGAACUCAGCUUCCAGACACAGUCCAAACAGAGGGGUAUCGUAGACCCAAUGCUGAGUAUUUGGGGCCAACAGCUCAUUGUAAACGAGGACACCGAUCAGAUAGCGAAGACGUUCUGCUUCAGUAACCGCGGGCACGGCCUGUACCUCGCUUCGCCUUCCGAAAUACAGAAGUUCACGAUCGACGCUGAGUUCUGCCAACAAUUGAACGAAAUGUUGGGAGAAGUAUUCUUGGCGCGCGACAUGCCGGAGCCGCCGAAGGAGAGCUUCUUCAGGGGACUUUUCGGUGGAGGAGCGAGACCUCUUGAUCGAGAGGAGCUUUUCGGGGAAAGCAGUGGAAAGGCCAGUCGCACCGUCGCCAAGCACAUCCCGGGGCCAGCCUCAGGCUUGGACCAGCUCGGAGUCCGGGCCUCCACCGCUGCCAGCGAGGUCUCGCGCGCUCACCAGAUGGUCGUGGAGCGCGGAGACAAGUUGUCGCAGCUCGAGGACCGCACCGAGCGGAUGCACUCGCAGGCCGCCGAGUUCUCCUCCUCCGCGCACCAGCUCAUGCUCAAGUACAAGGACAAGAAAUGGUACCAGCUGUGAAGCGUCCCACGGACCCCCGUCGCGGUUUUGUACAUGUCUGUAUGUAUAGUAUAGAUAAAGUAGUAAAACGAGUAGCAGUUUAGUGACGUAACUUUUCUAUCGAUGCUGCACUGUCGGCUCUAGGUGCUGACCUCAUGAAUUUCCUCGGAGGCCGAUAUCCGGUCGCGUCCUUUAGAGCUUAGCUGUCGAAGUAGUCGUCGUAUGGAGUGUUCGUGUAGACGCGACGAACGAACGCACAAAUUGGUAUCAGCAGCGAGCGUAGUGACCCGCUUCUCCGCGAUCAGUCCUUCAAUUAUUUCUGUGCCUAGGCAAGUCUAGAUUUCUUCAUCAAACACGAUUCCUUUGUUGUUUCGACAGCUUUACCGUCGCAGUGGACACAGUUACCAUUUUUAUAUAAAAAUAUCGAUAGUUGUAUCUGUACUUUCGACGAUGUUUUCAAAAGUUUUAUUUAACUUUGAUUACAUUGGGAAAAAUUAAAAAUUUCUUAAAUUUAUUAUUCGUUUAACUAUUAUUCUAUGAUAUUCUAUGAUAAUCGGGAAUUGUUUUUACAACAUCUCCCCUGUAUACUUUCAAUAUACACAAAACAUUUCCAGUCUAACUAAAUCUGCGACAACUAGGAAAUGUCGACAAUGUUUUUGACAUCGGGUCGUUCACUGCAAAUGUCAAUGUCACAAUGACAGCUACAUUCGUUCCGUCGAUGACUUGAUACUAAUGUACUUGUUGAUGUAGUGAAAAUUCGUUCGCUAAUUUUCUUACUACCUUAAUUAAAACUACUUUGAUGGUGUAGACUUAAGAUUAUAACAAGGUCAUUUUCAUUUUAUAUUAUCCAACGUUUGAAAUCGGAUGACCAAGAUCUUAUUUGUCCAUAAUAUAUAAUGUUUAUUGACAAGUUUGGUAGAUUGUUCAACUUGGUCGUUCAUGUACACGAUAUAGAAACCCAGGCGUUUGAGAAGCGCCAACUAUGAUCUUAAUCAAAAUUAGGGUCUUACGUGUCAACGACCUACGUGGAUUUGAUUUAAUUUUGUUUUGCAAGUAUUUGCAUUUUGGUAAAUUUUAUAAAAUGGUUGACUCCACUGUCGAGAUCUUGUAGACAAACUGCAGGUUUGUGUACUCGAUUCUUCUUGACAUAAACUAUUCUAAACCGCUCCUUUUCUUUAACUGAAAUUGUAAGCCGUAAAAGUACUUUUGAUUAUGUCCACGAUCAAAAAAUAAAAGAAUUCCUAAUGCCUUAAUAUUCCUUCACGUUACUUACUAAUAUGUGAUACGUGCAUCGUUAAAAUAACUGAAUACCUCUAGAAACUCUCUCGCAUUCCGUCGUGUUUGAAGUCUGAACAUGAAUUUUAAAAAAUGUUUUGAGGUUUCAUUGAUUCAUAAUUUUUAAUUUUUUCUUUUUAAAUAGAUAUUGUGACCAUACCAGUAUAAAAAAGGAGUCGAUCACAAAUAAAUAGUAAUGAGCACCCAAAGUCACUCUCUACUCUCUGCCCGUCCGCGUUGCACCCGCGCGUCACGAAUCUCAGUUCCCGUCCCACUCCCAGCCGCGGCUGACCCACUGGGAAUUGAAAACUGUCUAAACAAUAAAUAAAUAAAAAUUUGGGUUUACCAACAUCACCAUCAAACCAAAAAAUUUACCAACAUCAACAGCAAACUAAAUGACCACCUAAACAGUUGGAACAUAAUUUUUAAGCGUGCGGGAUGCGGGGGAUGUUCACGUAUUCUGAUUUAGAGAUAGAUGGAGGUAUUUUGACAUGUGGCUAGGCCAAUACUAAUUUUAUUAUCUUUAUCCAACGUAGGCUGCAUUUAAUUUAUAUUCCAAUAAAUGAAUAAUGUGAAUUUUAGUACCUUUUUGCGUAAAAUUGAGAUUAUUUAAAUGUUGCUACUUAUUAAUAAUUUGUAGAUUUAAAUGAGAUAGAUGCAAAAUACUAAACAAUAUUAUAUGAGUCAACUAGACAUGCUAUGGUGAUCUGUAUAAAGUAUUAAAUUAAUAUAUAAAAUAGAUAAAUGUAAUAUUAUAUUAUAUAGUUGAAAUUUUAAGCAUUGGAUGACAAUAAUUUUGUUAAAGUUAUUUCUCAGUUGUGUGUUAGUGUCGUGCCGUUUCGGUACAUUUGAUUUUCUUUUCGUGCGGAAGUUUUAUUUUUAUUGCAUUUUUAUUAUUAUACUUAUUUUAUGUACGUAAUUAAACUUUUCAUUCUUAAUUAGAAAUCAUUUAAUGUACUUAUUCUCAAUUUAAAAGCAACAUUUUGAAUCGCCUUAUUAUAAAAGCAAUAUUGAAUUCGGGUUGCAAGCCUAAACAAGACCAAUCGUUGUUGUGUCGGUGUUGCUAGCGCUAAAUGUAUAAAUGACGCGUUAAAUAUUGUAAACUACUAAACGCUAUUUGUAUAUCGCUGUGUAUUUUAAGGUAAUAGCAGAGAUACUCGUUAAAAUAUUUUUAUGACCUUUAGUCGGCUCAGUCUGAGCAACUUUAUUAUUUCAACAAAUAUUGGCAGUUCGAUUUAUUUGCGAAGCCAAUGGUUUCAGUGUUCCAAGGGAUCCGCCUUUAGCUCGUAGGCAGAGCUAAUGAAGCUGUGACUUGGGAAUUAAAUAUUUCUACUUUAGGCAUAUUUUCUAAUUUUGGUUAGUUUUUAGCUUCCAUCAUGACGAGCAUGCGGCACGGUAAUGAAGACUUUUUUCAGAAGAUUCGAGAACUAUUUCAAUGAAUUUCAUCUGCUCAUAAUAAUGAUAUCCUGUAGAGUACAGAGUGUGCCGGGCGAUCUCUCUGCUUCUUUACAGCCAGUUCCUUACGUUACGUUUAUUGUUUACUCUAUAUUUACGUCCAAUGUUAAUUAUUCGCUAAACCUAAUAAGUCUAUAAGUUUUUAGCUUGAUUUACAUACCGUAGACUGGCUAGUUCUGUAAAUUCGCAAAUAUUUGAAACAUUUUGAAAAUAGCUUUUAACAUAUUUAUUUUUGAUAAAUAAUUCCAAAGGUUAGUUCUAAAAGUUGAUAUGCAAUAAAAUGACUAAUGGAUCAUAAUGUAUCCGUUCUUGUUAGUCAAUAAAUGAGGGUCACUGAAGAACACUGGGUGGUGACGUUGAAAUGUAAAGAGAAAUAAUUUACACAAUCGCACCUCUAGAACUUAUCUGACACAGUUGAAAAUGUUGCUAUUUGCGAACGGAUACUUCGAGAAUGUGCGUUUACAAUAUAACACAACAGAAACAUUACUAAUUUAGUGGUGGUGUUGGUACAGACAUUCCAAUUACUAGGCUACUCUGCCCAAUCCUAGAACCAACCAUGCGUACCGCAUGAAAGGUACCGCACUGGCUCUCUCGAUGCUAAUAAAAUAUAAUAUGUAUGAAAAUUGAAAGAUUACGAAAUUAUAAUAGAUAGCAGUUUUAAAAUUUGUUGAUGUUAUGUAAACUGUAGAAUGUUAAUGUGUCACUUCGAUCCAAAUAUAGGUGUCGACGAAUUGUCUAUACCUAAAUGAUUGCCAGCGAAUAAAUACCGCGGAAUACUAAGUAACUGACAUAAACAAGGCAGUCAUUAACGGCACGUUUCAAUUAAUUGAGUUAUCUAUACAAAUGCAAUCCUUAGAUUCAAGAAAAAAUGUGUUUCAAUAAAUGUUAAAAUAAUGUCUAAAUACGUAUAUAUAUAUUAUUGUUACUGUUUUGUAUGUAGGGGCGAUAGAUAGUUAUGUUUAGGCAGACUUUUUUAUAAAUUAUCGGGAGUGACACAGAAAUUUUGUUACGAUGUCCACCUGUUGUUUUAAUCGAUGUUAUAUUUUCGUAGCUAUUUACAAUUUUAGCUGUUGAAAAACCUGUUUGAGGCAUGUCUCGGAUUUUUAUAGAUUUUAAAAAGUAUAAAAUAUUAAGUCUAUUAUGAUAGAAUACAGUGCUAAUUGUGUUUGUCGAACAAGAAGUCUCAAACACAGUACUUCAAAAUAACAUGUAACAUGAGUAGUAAAAUGUUUAAUUUAUGAAAUCACAAGAUGCACCUACGUAACAAAACUAAAAUUCGCCAAUGUAUUUUUACUUUCUCUAAUUUAUGUGUAAUAUAUCUUAAUGCGCUUUUAUAUGUAAAAUCACACGAAACGUAAACAGAGAAACUGUAACUAUCAUAACAAUAAAAUUAUUAACACUUUUUAAUUCAAUCCUCUUUUCCGAACUUGUCUCAAACUAGGAAGAAUUUUAACAAAAAAAUUUAAAUAUUUCUUUAAACAUUUUGCUGUACAUGAUGGGGCCGUAUCUCGGUGGCAUAUCAAUGGAUAUAUCAUAAUGUUAUCACGUACCAACUACACGAGGAUAAAUAUAUUCGUAUACUUUUGAAAAACGGCUUACCACGGUCUCUAUGAUCCCUUACGGAAAAAUUAGUGAAUAAAUAAUGCAUUUUCCAUUUUCACAUUGUCACUUCACUAUUGACUCAUUCUCUUUUCUGUAAGGAUUUAACAUUAACCAAAUGUCUGCCCCGUCUCCUUCUCUCGCAAGUUCAUUCAAUACUUCACUGUGGUGCAUAGUUACGAAUAUAUUUUAUUAUAUAUUUUAUAAGCAGAGUUCUACGAUAUCGUUAAAGUGCAAUAAGCGUUGUUUAUCAAUCGUCUAGUCUGUCCUUCCAGUCCCAACUCACCUCAUAGUAUACAAAUAUUAUUACUAUAAUAUUAAAAAGCAUCAAGUUAAGUUUUGUUUGAUUCUAUCGUUGUUAUUGUUGAAGUCACGUUGCUAUGUAAGUUAUAAACAUUUACGUUUCCAUAAAUGCAAUUAAUAAUAAUAGAUUAAUGGGGAUGUGCUAAUAAUUAUAAUCUUAAUUACAUCAUUUCAUUGACUGGCACGUUCCCGACGGAAUCUAAAGCAAAUGCUAAAUUAAUUUUGAAAUUAUGGGACUAACGUAAUAAUAAUAAGAUAUGUAAAUAAAGUUAUAAAGAGAAAAAAACUUGUGGCAAAUUAAUGAUUGUUAUCUAAAGUAGAAUCAUUUCAGCGCCAUUUUGUAUCGACUUCAGAACGUUUCCUAGCGUCGCCACAGCGGCCACUAUACAGACUGUACAUAAUAUGGAAGCUGUUGGACUAUAUUAUUUAGUUUGGUAGAUGAAUAUUAUAGUCAUUACAAUAUAUAAAUAAAUUAUAAAAAUAUUAAAAAUAAACUUAUAUCAAAAUGUA